AUGUCAGUGCCCGUCGUGACGAUUCCUGAGCAGGCUUGGGACGCUGCCAGCACCUACGGCGUGCUCCCCAAAGGCCGCAGCCGCCUUGUUGUCUACCUUACUCGUCUUCUACGCGGGUCCGGCCUCGCCGUCGCCCUUAUCUACGUCAUAGGGUUCUUCGUGAUCAGACCGUUACUCGACACCACCGCCCACCGCCGCCUCGAGGUAUUGGAGAAAUACCGUCACAGCCUCAUUAGCUUGUACUUGAAGACCAUUACCAAAGUCAGCCACAUCCCCAUCGUGUCGUUUGACCGUAAGAAUGGUAAGCGGUACGCCGAUGCCGUGGUACAAACCACCGAUCUGUGGCUCGAACGGGUCAACAAGAAACUCCCCGAUGACCCUACUGACGACCUUGAGCUUGACCGUACCGAUAAGUUGCGCCAGAACUCGUUGGUGGAGCGGCUUACAAAGCUUUCUGACCGCCUAGGCCAGUGUCGCGGCUACUCUGUCCAGGAGAUCCCCCACUAUAAGCUUGCGCUGAUGUCGAUUAAAAACUUUCAGAACAAAGCCGACUUGGAGUACUUUAACUCGUCGGAGUUCUUCUCGUAUAAGCUUGCGGACACUGGAGACAGUGAGCGUACUCGCACUCGCGAUAUCGCUACCGAGACCAAGAAUGAGAUUAGGGGUAUCAAGGGGUUGUUUAUGCUGGGGCAAGUAUGA
Diutina rugosa is the source of this 699-nucleotide messenger RNA. RefSeq names its product Pex17p (gene PEX17). Bases 1 to 699 code for a protein of 232 amino acids. The record is from RefSeq and is a predicted model, not a curated record. The transcript has a single exon. NCBI's taxonomy places the organism in Eukaryota, Fungi, Ascomycota, Pichiomycetes, Serinales, Debaryomycetaceae.